Messenger RNA from Hyaloscypha bicolor E, 1221 nucleotides. RefSeq lists its product as uncharacterized. The record is from RefSeq and is a predicted model, not a curated record. The coding region runs from base 130 to 993 and encodes 287 amino acids. The transcript has a single exon. Lineage: Eukaryota; Fungi; Ascomycota; Leotiomycetes; Helotiales; Hyaloscyphaceae.
GCUUCUGCUAGACCAGAGAGCCACAGCAAGCCGAUGUCAAGGCGACGACAGCUUUAUGGAAGAGAUCCAAGGUCCCGGAGGGGAGCGCACAGUGAGCAGCAGCAUCUGCCGCGCUCUCCUCCGCGACAAAUGGCGUGGUCCUCGCCGGCACCGAUGUCCAUAGCAAGCAACUCAACCACCUCCCUCAAUACACCACUAGAACAUGCACACGGCAUCACCAUGGAGCGUACUCCCUCCGGAAAUUCUAUCAUUUCAGACCCUCGGUUCGAGCAGGAACCGAAUCAUACGUUAACCUCCCGCGAUAUUGAAGCGGCGAGGUUUGUUCUAAAUCACAUGGAACGAGGUCCAUCUCGUUGGAACCACGAAGACAUCUUCAAGAGCUUGAUCAAUCGACACGAUCAUAUCGACGACCAAGCCUUGGAUGGCAUUCUCACCACCGCCGACUCAAUCUUCUUUUCCGAAACACUCUACAGGCGGGUCCAAUGGGAAUGGUCCUCGGAUGACAGAUAUCAGACCGAACUCAUCGGCACCACAGCUCUACGGCGCUGCUCUGACCGCGACGGCUUCGAAACCCUCAUCGUUCUCUCAGCUCCGAUUCUCAAGAACCCGAAAUAUGAUCGUCGACUCCUUCUCUCUGCGUUCUUGCACGAACUGAUACAUUGCUACCUGUUUAUCAAGUGUGGGUUCGAGGCGAGGAUGCAGGGUGGCCACACCAAGGGCUUUCAUAUGAUCGCCCGAGCAAUCCAUGACUGGGUUGAAAAGUGGCAUCCCGGAUACCUGGAGCUCUGCAACAUGAAAGCAAACCUUAACCGCUUCGACAAGACGAGAGCUCCGAUGCAAUUUGUGGAUCCGAGGGUUGAUGUGUUUCGGGAUGAGAGGAGACAUGGUCAUGAGGGGUGUAAUCAGAGUCCUCGACCUGAUUGUGAUCAUAUAGAGGCGUCUGGCGUUCGUCCUUUAGCCCUGCCCCCGAGGCCUGAUCAUACUUGGCAUUAGCUUUUAAAUCAUUCUUAUUGAUGACGGGGCGUUUGUUCUUUCUGGUUUUAGCGGGCUCCACGAAUCUUCUUACCUCGUAGAUCGAUACCAAAGUAAAGCGUAGCAUGAUAGAACGGCUAAUACUUUUAAGUAUUUAGAACGGCGGUGGAAUUCUGGAGCAGUCGCUCCUCUUCUCCAUGCCAAAAGUGCCUUCAAGAUUGUAUAUAGUAAAAUUUCUGAGAUCCUGAC